GUAUCAAAACUCUUAGAUAUUUCUUCGAGUACAAUGUUAGGUGGUGUUUUGGGGAUAAGGAAACAUAUACGAGAAAGCGAACGAAAAAAAUACACUUGCUAGCCUAGAAACAAAAAUAUCAAAGCUUGGCGGUUGAAACGGCCUUGACCCCAGCACUGUUUUAACAAGUUCUUGCACAGUCAACGAUUGCUCACCAAAACACAAUGGUGUUUUGUUGACAACAAUGGAAUACACGUGAGAAUGGCAUCUGGUGGCAGACAAGAAAGUAGACGACUAGAAGACUCAACAAUGGAGAGCCUAGCUGAAGUAUUUCGAUGCUUCAUUUGUAUGGAGAAGUUGAGAGAUGCACGAUUAUGUCCUCAUUGUUCCAAACUCUGCUGCUUCUCAUGUAUACGGAGAUGGUUAACAGAACAAAGAUCACAAUGUCCACACUGCAGAGCAUCUCUCCAUAUUCAUGAGCUGGUCAACUGUCGCUGGGCGGAGGAAGUAACUAACCAGCUAGACACGCUUAAAGACUGCGCUCCCUCCCCAAAGAAAGAGGACUCUGACAAAGACAAAUGUGAUGACCACCAGGAGAAACUGAGUGUAUAUUGCUGGACUUGUAAACAAUGCAUUUGUCAUCAAUGUGCACUCUGGGGAGGAACGCACUCUGGUCAUACAUUCAAACCUCUGGAUGAUGUCUAUAAUGAGCAUGUGAAGAAAAUUACAGAAGAAUUGAAUCAGCUGAAACGUCGUCAUGUAGAGCUGAUUAGUCUGGUGCAGGAUGUGGAACGAAACAUUGAGGGUGUAAAGACUGCUAAAGAUGAGAGAGUAAGAGAAAUCAGGAAUGCAGUGGAACUUAUGAUUGCAAGAUUAGAGACCCAGCUCAAGUCUAAGCUACUUACAUUAAUGGGCCAGAGAGGUCAGGUGACCCAGGACACAGAAAAGUUAGAGACACUAAUCCAGAAAAUGAACCAGAAGUUGCUGAACAGUGGCAAGAAUGAACUGAUCAGCCAAAGCACUGAACUCCUACAGAUGUUCAAGCAGUUCCACUGUAAACCCAUGGCCUCAUUUGUAACUGCUCCUGUACCUGCAGAUUUUACCAGUGAGAUAGUCCCCCAGUAUGACACGAGUACUUUUGUGAUGAAGAACUUCAGUGUUUUACAACAGAGAGCUGACCCAGUCUACAGUCAGCCAUUACAUGUAUCAGGCCUCAGCUGGAGACUCAAAGUCUAUCCUGAUGGCAAUGGAGUUGUAAGGGGAAAUUACCUAUCAGUAUUCCUAGAAUUGUCUGUUGGACUCUCUGAAAACUCUAAAUAUGAAUACAGAGUGGAGAUGGUCCAUCAAGCCUCCAGAGACUACACAAAGAACAUAGUUCGAGAAUUUGCCUCAGACUUUGAGGUGGGGGAGUGUUGGGGGUACAACAGGUUCUUCCGUCUUGACCUGCUAGCCAGCGAGGGGUACCUGGACACUGACACUGACACACUGAUCCUGAGGUUCCAGGUUCGACCCCCGACAUUUUACCAGAAGUGCCGAGACCAGCAGUGGUACAUUAAUCAGCUGGAGUCGACUCAUACUCAACUCAUCAACCAGAUCACUGAUCUCAAAGAGAGAUUACUCUUGCUUGAAAUGUCUAGAAACUCGGGGUCUGGCAAAAAGGGUGGAGCAUCAGCUGAAUCCCCCCUUCCACUGAUAGAUCCCCAGAGCAGUGGUGAUGGAAAUCUUGCUCAGCAUUCCAUUCUGUACCCCAAACCGAUCCAUCCAAACUCAGGCUCCGAGAUCGAAAUUGAGCUGUGUGAGGAAGACCAUACAGCCAAGGAUGACAGCUCAACCUCUGGCUCAAUAGAUGAGAUCAGCCAGUAUGAUAUAGAGGACUGUGAACAUGACAAUGAACAGGGGACAACAGAACACAACGAUGAAAAUGACAUCGAUGAAGAGACUAUGUCUGUGGACAAUGACGUGGAGAAUAAUUGGGAAAACAACUUAGACAGAUUGGGGGCUCAUAGUUACACCCCCACCAUCCCCAACAUUACAGAUAACAGUGCUGUAGAUGAUGAAGCAGUUCUAAUGCAGUUUUUACAAGAACACUCUAAAUAUGACAACACUUGGUGUGUUGGAAAUGAUGCUGCAGGUGAUGGACUUAGUUCUGAUUGGUUGGACAGUGUCCUUAAAUUCACCAAAUCCUGCAGCUCCAGCAACAGCAAAGAUACAAAGGACAAGGACUCAAAGAAGGAUCCUGCCACCAAGCCUAAACCUCCUGCCAACAAGCCUGCCAUCCCAGCCAAGCCUGCCACUGCCUCCAAGCCACCUCCCCCAACCACUGACUACAUGCUGGAACACAUACACCAGAGGUUCACGGAGCUGGCAGCCUCCACCCUGGCUGCUGCGAGCGGUGCCGUAACCAGUGAGACCGAGGCUAGGGCCAUAGUCAAAUCUGACAACAAAGAUAAAAAAGAACGAGUACAGAUUCCAUCAAUGGAUCUUUCUUCAAAUGAUAAAGGAAGCAAACUCAAAGUAGAGAAGGAAAAGAAAAUAACAAAUACAUGUAUAUCCUCUUCAGAUUUAGAUGGAGUUUUGGGCCUUGAUUUGACCAGCGCCUCCUUAGAACAGGAGACUUUGUCUGACAUAUCAUUGGAUGACAUUCCAUCUCCCCAGCGUUACCAGUCCCAGCAGCUAUCAGCGGCCAUUCCACACAGUCCACCUGAUCAAGGAGGAAGCAGAAAGAAAAGACUGGUCAUCACCAAGAACAAGGUUUCUACAGCAGCUUCUGGAUCUCACAAAGACCAGGGAAUACCCUGGGCUCUGAAUUUUGUAAAAAAGGUGAAUAAUAAAUCUGAACAAGCCUUGGAGACAAAAGAUAAAGGUGGAUCAACAGUCACUGUGGGACUAUCCUCUGUUGUUGUUGAUAACCAUGGUAACAGUAAAGAUGGCACUCAGUUGCCUAGCAGCAGUGCUGCAGGGACCAACAGUGAUCACAACACGUCAUCAGAUUCCUCAUCAUCCAGCUCGGGUCCUCUGGUGGAAUUCAGUUCUCAGGCUGCUGCCGCCAAGGAAGCUAGGUCGGAAAGUGGUGAUGAUGCAUCUGUAGUUUAACAAUCCAACAUCCAUUCCAAAUCACGAUCAUCUAAACAAGGUUCAUAUUAGCUCAGAGACAGGAAGACAAGAUUUACAGACAAUAAAAGCCAUGAAGAAAGCAGUAGAAAAUUAAGGAAAUAUUUUAUAUGUGGACUCCAUUAAAGUGAUAUAUAAUUAUCUAGUCACAAUGAUCAUUUCAGGAAAAUUGCCAUGCUGUUUUUUCCUUAUGUGUUGUGUUUGAAUGAAGUGAAAUUUUUGUUUAUCAUUCUGAUGUUGAACUUUAUUCUGCCAUGGCUGUAUGUUUAGAUUUUCUAAAUUUUCUAUUAUAUUUCCAACCUCUUGAAAUUCAUAUGAAGUCAGUAGUCUAAGUACCAAAGGUAUUCAAACAAGAGGUACUUUUGUAAGUUUUGUAAUUGUUUCAAGGAAUAUUUGCUUAAGGUCAUUGAAAAGACCUUUGAUGCAGUAAUUACUAGUAAGAGAAAAAGAAUGAAGAAGUAAAGGUAUUGCAUUUGUAAUUUUUUUGUUCAAUUUUCAAUGGAGAAAGUUUUAUUUAUUGCUUCUACAAAUACAUGUAUAUUGAAAUUUCUUAUCUUUCAGUUACUCUUCAUUUCAUUUUUGUCAGAGGCAUGUAGAAUCAAAGGUGGUCUCAAUAAUUGUGGCUAUUAUUUUUUUUCCAAACAAUUUGAAAAUCUUUUUUAUUCCAAUUCAGAUCUCUUCUUCAAUUUGUUUAGCUUUUUUUUUUUUUUUGUUUGCAUUACUGCAUAGAGAAUAUGGCUAUUAAUUAAUAUUUCCUAUGCUGUAUAUUUUAUUUUUUUUUUUAAAGUAAAUUAGGUUAUGGUUUUUAAGGCAUUAGUGUAGUCAUUUAGACAGUGCUAUUUUGAACAAGGACUGUGAUGAUUUAAUUCAGUGCAAGAUUUUUUUUUCUUCCUCACGCUUACAACUAGUAUAUGUAUGAACAUGUUGCUUGUGUGUUUUACAAACAUGUUUGAUUCUAAUGUAAAAAUGUUUGUGUUACAUUUGUAUUUAUUUGAUAAUUGAAAUAAAUGAAUAUUUUCAGUAAUGAUAA
Molecule: messenger RNA, 4120 nt
Organism: Saccostrea echinata
Lineage: Eukaryota; Metazoa; Mollusca; Bivalvia; Ostreida; Ostreidae
Product: E3 ubiquitin-protein ligase TRIM37-like
Exons: 22
Coding region: 241-3072 (943 amino acids)
Biological process (GO): negative regulation of centriole replication; protein autoubiquitination
Cellular component (GO): peroxisome; aggresome
Molecular function (GO): tumor necrosis factor receptor binding; ubiquitin protein ligase binding; zinc ion binding
Source: RefSeq, a predicted model, not a curated record